AUGGAUCAAAUUAUUAAUAUCGAUCUACCUGUGUCUGUGGUUUUUUUUGGGAGCCCCGGAGCGGGAAAAUCUACUCUUGCAAAUAUGUUGCUUCAAGAGGAUCUUUGUUCUAAAAAUUUAUUCCCAAUGAGUGAUAGUGCAGCAGGUGGAAAUUCCGAAAUAAUAUUCAGUAGCACCGACGUUUUUGCAGUAUACGAUACGGUCGGACUGUGUGUAACAUCCAAAGGCAAAGUUUCAAAUAAAGAUGCUAUCAAAAAGGUUAGAAGUUGUUUCUCAGCGACGAAAUUACCGCUCAACUAUAUAUGCUACGUUAUAAAGAAAGGGAGAUUCACUGAUGCAGACAAAAAUGGAUUUAAGGAAUUUCAAAAAAUAUUUAAAGGAGGAGAAAGAAAUUUUGUUAUCAUAAUCACUAAUAGCGAUUCGAAAUGGGUCAGCGAAAAUAAGGAGACAAUAAGGAAAUAUUUUGGAAAUCAUGAAAUCAUUGCAGUUGAUUUUCCAUUUAACGAUGAUUAUGACGCCGAUAUUCAGAAAAAAAAGAGGAAGGAGAAUGCGGCUCUUCUAACAAAUUCAUUAUUGUCCCUAGGAUUCGAAUGUGCCCCAUUAGAUAUUUAUGGUUCGAAAGUCGAGUCAAAAGUGAAGGAAAUCGUUGAUUUUGUGCCUAUUAUUGGUACGGCAUAUAAACUUAUCUCUGCUGGUACAUAUUAUAUCUUACAAAAUCCACAAUUAGCAAAGAAACGAUUAAAGGAAGCGCUUGAGGACAUUCCUAAAAUUUUCUCUAAAAUUCCUAUCAGACUAUUAACUAAUUAA
This is a messenger RNA of Dentiscutata erythropus, 807 nucleotides long. Lineage: Eukaryota; Fungi; Glomeromycota; Glomeromycetes; Diversisporales; Gigasporaceae. The record is from the annotation of a GenBank genome assembly.